AAAGAUGGAUGGUUUCACUCAAUAAAUACAUCAUCAUCCGUUGAGGCUUAGAAAUCAGUUAACCAGAUCUAUUUCAAGGAGAGCGUCUUCGUACACGCCCUCCGAUUUCAUCUUCUUCAUCGUCUUCCCAGCGAAUCUAAGGCUUUUCUUCAGAUCUCUAAACGAAAAUGAGGGAGUGCAUCUCGAUCCACAUCGGUCAAGCUGGUAUCCAGGUCGGAAACGCCUGUUGGGAGCUUUACUGCCUCGAACAUGGCAUUCAGCCUGAUGGACAGAUGCCGAGUGACAAGACCGUUGGAGGAGGUGACGAUGCUUUCAACACCUUCUUCAGUGAAACCGGCGCAGGGAAACACGUCCCACGUGCAGUCUUCGUCGAUCUUGAGCCCACUGUGAUCGACGAGGUCAGAACCGGUACUUACCGUCAGCUCUUCCACCCUGAGCAGCUCAUCAGCGGUAAAGAAGACGCUGCCAACAACUUCGCCCGUGGACAUUACACCAUUGGGAAGGAGAUUGUUGAUCUUUGCUUGGACCGUAUCAGAAAGCUCGCUGAUAACUGUACUGGUCUCCAAGGCUUCCUUGUCUUCAACGCUGUUGGUGGAGGAACUGGGUCUGGUCUUGGGUCUCUUCUCCUUGAGAGGCUCUCUGUGGACUAUGGGAAAAAAUCCAAGCUUGGUUUCACUGUUUACCCUUCUCCUCAGGUCUCUACAUCUGUCGUUGAGCCUUACAACAGUGUCCUCUCCACGCACUCGCUCUUGGAGCACACUGAUGUCUCCAUCCUCCUCGACAAUGAAGCUAUCUAUGACAUCUGCAGACGUUCCCUGAGCAUUGAGAGGCCAACUUACACCAACCUCAACCGUCUUGUCUCUCAGGUGAUAUCAUCUUUGACUGCUUCUCUGAGGUUCGAUGGUGCUUUGAAUGUGGAUGUUACCGAGUUCCAAACCAACUUGGUCCCAUACCCAAGAAUCCACUUUAUGCUUUCCUCAUACGCUCCAGUCAUCUCCGCUGAGAAAGCCUUCCACGAGCAGCUCUCAGUCGCUGAGAUCACCAACAGCGCCUUCGAGCCAGCUUCCAUGAUGGCCAAGUGUGACCCACGUCACGGUAAAUACAUGGCUUGCUGUCUGAUGUACCGUGGUGAUGUCGUCCCCAAAGACGUGAACGCAGCUGUCGGAACCAUCAAGACCAAGCGCACGAUCCAGUUCGUUGACUGGUGUCCGACUGGGUUCAAGUGCGGUAUCAACUACCAGCCACCGACUGUUGUUCCGGGAGGUGAUCUUGCGAAAGUGCAGAGAGCUGUUUGUAUGAUCUCCAACUCCACGAGUGUUGCUGAGGUCUUCUCGAGGAUUGAUCACAAGUUUGAUCUGAUGUACGCCAAGCGUGCUUUUGUUCACUGGUAUGUGGGUGAGGGUAUGGAAGAGGGAGAGUUCUCCGAGGCUCGUGAGGAUCUUGCAGCUUUGGAGAAGGAUUAUGAGGAGGUUGGGGCUGAAGGUGGUGACGAUGAGGAUGAUGAGGGCGAGGAGUACUAAGAAGAUUGGUUCGUGUGGUUUCCUGUUCUCCUUUUGUGUUGGCGUGAAUGUGCUCGAAACACUCUCGUGACGAGUCUUUUGGUUUGCGUUUUCUCAUAUUGGUCUCUUGUUGUUUGAAUUCUAUUAUGGUUAUUACUAUCCAUCUCUAUUUGUGUUUUUAAUUCUCUUUCAGUUUCUUA
Brassica oleracea var. oleracea is the source of this 1699-nucleotide messenger RNA. RefSeq names its product tubulin alpha-2 chain. Gene Ontology annotation, molecular function: GTP binding; structural constituent of cytoskeleton. The record is from RefSeq and is a predicted model, not a curated record. NCBI's taxonomy places the organism in Eukaryota, Viridiplantae, Streptophyta, Magnoliopsida, Brassicales, Brassicaceae. Gene Ontology annotation, biological process: microtubule cytoskeleton organization; mitotic cell cycle. The coding region runs from base 168 to 1520 and encodes 450 amino acids. Gene Ontology annotation, cellular component: microtubule; cytoplasm. The transcript has 4 exons.